UCCAGCAGCUGAUCCUGUUGUCUAUCCCAUUUGAGAUUUUAGACUCUAAAUAUGUGUCGUGCACGAGCCAAGCCGUCAAUCAUUUACCUGAGCAUUCAUUUGUCCAAAUGGGUUAUGACUAUUCUGAAUUCCGGUCAUCUGUGCCUGAAAGUGAGGAAUUUGUCCCGAUGAAAAUGAUGAUGUCUGCUGUGGGGGGUAUCCUGUCAUCUGUGCUUGAAGUGUAUUCUGGUAUGCAUAUCCUGUUGGAUACCCUGUUAUUUGUGCUUGAAGUGGACUAGAAUAGUAUGGGUUGUUCUGUUGUUGUUGUUGUUGUUGU
This is a messenger RNA of Rhizopus microsporus ATCC 52813, 316 nucleotides long. RefSeq lists its product as uncharacterized. NCBI's taxonomy places the organism in Eukaryota, Fungi, Mucoromycota, Mucoromycetes, Mucorales, Rhizopodaceae. Bases 108 to 278 code for a protein of 56 amino acids. The record is from RefSeq and is a predicted model, not a curated record. The transcript has a single exon.